AUGCCCCAAAAAUCCUGCUUAGAGCUGCAACAGCUACUGCGCAGUCGUGCGUUUGAAGCACUCACAAUCGAACGAGCACGAAGAUCUCGCGUCCAUGCGCUGCAGCAGAAACUCAACGCUCUUGAACAUGACUUGGCCAUUGAAGCAGCCGAAACCCGACUCAAUCUGGAGCAAUACGCAAAGUCAGAAUGCCGCACGCUGACCGACAUGUUCAUGCUCAAGCUUCCCCGAGAACUGCGAGAUAUGGUCUACCGUCAUUUGAGUACCAAAUUCGAGGAACGCAUUGACAGCGACUACUUCCGCUCCACCAUGGAUCCCGUGACAAAGUGCUACUCGCACGACGAAGCGCGCUGGAAGACGACACGUUUUCCGGACCACUUCUGGAACACCGACUAUGUGGAUCCUGAAUUCGUGCGGGAGCUGAGCAUCAACUACUACCGCACAUCGAGCUUCGUGUUCGGCGACGGGCAAGGCCUGAUAUCCAAGUUCCUCAACACUGACCAACUGGGUCUUGGGUUCCCGCCGAAAGAACUGGUGUCGAACCUCGAAGUGCGGCUCAGUGCGAUAACGCAUGAUCGCGGCUCAUUCCGCGCGUACAUCUUCGGUAUGCCGAAACCGCCGGAGAGACUGCAGGCAGCGCUCGAGGGAUUGAUGGAGUUGAAGUCUGGGUCGAACGUCUGUGUCCAAUUCUCGACCGAGGCCAAAUGCGAGACGGAAAGAAGAGAGCUGUUUGCUGGGGCGCUGCCUGUGCUGUUUCCAAGGAUGCAGGUAGCCAUGUUGGCAGGGUACCAGCUCAAAUUCGUGCUAGAUCGAAAGUAUGCGUUUCGGCUGGAGGGCGACAUUCUGGAGGGCCUAGAGGAACGGUUGUGGGAUAUGCCCGAUUACUACAACACGGACGGCUCAUCUUUCCGUGCAGCAUCGAACGCGAGUCCGUUCAGCCCUUACACAGACUGA
Molecule: messenger RNA, 954 nt
Organism: Ascochyta rabiei
Lineage: Eukaryota; Fungi; Ascomycota; Dothideomycetes; Pleosporales; Didymellaceae
Exons: 3
Coding region: 1-954 (317 amino acids)
Source: RefSeq, a predicted model, not a curated record